Onychomys torridus (southern grasshopper mouse) is the source of this 3413-nucleotide messenger RNA. RefSeq names its product family with sequence similarity 13 member C (gene Fam13c). The transcript is spliced from 15 exons. Bases 463 to 2022 code for a protein of 519 amino acids. NCBI's taxonomy places the organism in Eukaryota, Metazoa, Chordata, Mammalia, Rodentia, Cricetidae. The record is from RefSeq and is a predicted model, not a curated record.
GCCAGCCUAGGCUGAGGUGGCAAGCUCAAGUAGCUUGGACUCCCCGCAGCUCCUAGCUGGCUACCCGGGUUGCGCGGAGCCUCUCCAGGUUCCAGCAGCUGCAACCCCGGGUCGCACGCCGGCCGCGCCCCGCCCCAUCGUCCCCGCAGCCUCGCGGGCUGCUGGGCUUUGUGGUUCGCUGGUGCGGCUGGGCCCCUGCUGGGGGUGUCGUCAGGAGCAUGUGCAGACAGCAGCCCAAGCCUUCAGGAUAAUUCCUUCGGCAGCGCCGCUGUAACUGAGUGUGAGGAAGAGACGGUCUCUCUACAUGAAGACGAGGAUGACUGCUCUGGGCUCAGAGAUGAAAACAAUAAAGAGAACUACCCACAGGUGGGGGCUCCAAUAGGCGAGCUUGCUCCGCCCUUGCACGAGGCCCAGCAGCAUGUAGAACAGACCCUGCUGGUGGAUGGAGUGCUGAGACCCAGCAUGGGUAACUUCAAGUCCCGGAAACCCAAGUCCAUCCUCCGAACCGAGAGUGGCCGGAACCACGGAGAAAGCCAGGAGACAGAGCAUGUGGUGCCCAGCCAGUCAGAGUGCCAGGGUAGAGCGGGGACACCGGCUCAUGAGAAUCCACAAAAUAGCAUCCUCAGGUGCCAGGAGACGGUGCGACUUCAGCCAAGAGUAGACCAGAGGGCUGCCAUUUGGCCAAAGGAUGCUUUUGGAACUCAGCAGGACUUCCAUGAGAAUUCCUUGCUGAAGCUCCAAGCCCUCGAAUCUGAUCUGUGCUCUGCGUUUCUGGCGAGCCAGGAAGAAGAUGGCCAGGUGCAUGGAGUUAAGGACCCAUCCCCAGCUUCCACCCAGAGUGUGCCUGCUGACAACGUGGAUUCUGCAGACCCUGUGCCAACUCAUAAAGAUGCGCAGAGUGACACCGAUGGAACACCAGAAGACCUCCAGUCUGCAGGCACCAGCAGGCUGCUCUAUCACAUCACUGAUGGUGAUAAUCCAUUGCUGUCACCACGAUGCUCCAUCUUUAGCCAAAGUCAGAGGUUCAACUUGGACCCUGAGUCAGCCCCAUCUCCACCCAGCAGCCAGCAGUUUAUGAUGCCAAGAAGCUCUUCUCGAUGCAGUGGUGGGGAUGGUAAGGAGCCCCAGACCAUCACACAGCUCACUAAGCACAUCCAGAGCCUCAAGAGGAAGAUUCGGAAGUUUGAAGAAAAAUUUGAACAAGAAAAGAAAUAUCGGCCUUCACACGGGGACAAGACUUCGAACCCCGAGGUUCUGAAAUGGAUGAAUGAUUUGGCUAAAGGACGCAAACAGCUCAAAGAACUAAAGCUGAAGCUGUCGGAAGAGCAAGGGAGUACUCCCAAAGGCUCUGGGAGAAACCCGUCCUGUGAACAGCCUCCAGGGCCCAGAGAAAACGGCAAGUUGGAAGCUGUGGGGCCCGAGCCAAGCUCCUCUGGAGAGGAGACUUUAGACGCUGUGAUGAUGGAGAGGAGAGAGCAGGUUCCUCCCCAGGACGAUGUGAAGGUAACUAAGCAAGACAAGAACCUCAUAAAGCCUCUGUAUGACCGAUGCAGAAUUAUCAAGCAGAUCUUGUCCACACCGUCCCUGAUCCCAACAAUUCAGGAGGAAGAGGACUCUGAUGAAGAUGGUCCACAGAGAAGCCAGCAACCUUCUUUACCAGAUCCAGUGUCCCGUCUUCCUGUUGGUGAUCACCUCACCUACUCUGAGACAGAGCCUAUGAGGACCCUGCUACCAGAUGAAAAGAAAGAAGGGAAACAACCAGCUCUCUCCAUGUCCAACUUACACGAGGCCACUAUGCCAGUCCUUCUUGACCAUCUCCGAGAAACGAGGGCUGACAAGAAGAGGCUCCGGAAAGCCCUGAGAGAAUUUGAAGAACAAUUUUUUAAACAGACGGGAAGAAGUCCCCAGAAGGAAGACAGGAUGCCAAUGGCAGACGAGUACUAUGAAUACAAGCACAUAAAAGCCAAACUGAGACUAUUAGAGGUCCUCAUCAGCAAGCAGGAUGUGGCCAAAACUAUUUGAGGUUUGGCUCUGAUCACUUCCACCCAAGAUAAAGUCAAGUUUAUUUUCCUCUACUGUUCUUGCUAAGUAGUUUUGAUGUACUGAAAACGAAGCACUUUAGAGAUAGUAUUAGCUGUUUUUACAAAGGAAGAGAUAGUGUAGUUAUAUACGAGAAGGGAUUUAAAUAGGGAAAUAACAGGUAAUAUUGGGGUCAGCAAAAACAUUCAGCCUACUCCACACCAAACUGAAAUCCAUAGUCAAAUGUAAUUGUUAAAAAAACAAAAAAACCCCAAAACACUGAUACCUUGUCAAACCUACAGUAACACAUAGGCAGACUACCUGCUAGGAAAGGUUUUUAGUGCCCAAAGAUCGACUUCAUUGAUGUAUGGAAAAGAGCAAGGUUUGAGUUACUUGUGAGACAAGGGGAGCUUCUGCUCUUCAUCCAGUGAGGAAAACAGCUGGUAAGAAGGUAGUUUAAAGGAGACAACAUCCACUGCCUGGUCCUGUAAGUCUGUAGGCAUUCUAAACACCCGAAAAUACACUCAACUGUGUCACUGAUUACUUAUUUCUACAUGAAAAUAGUGCAUUAUUUUAUCUGUUAUUUGAAAAUUUACAUUUCUGGUUACCAAAGUUAAUUUGGAUAGCAUGUACUUUGUGAAUUAUCUUUGUCUAUAACUGACAAAUGUUUAUAUUAAAAUAAAAUAUUAAAAAUUUAAAAUAGGUAUUUUGGAUAGGUGUGUCUGCAGUAUAAUAACCUAAUGUGACCGUAGUAUUAUUGCUAAUUUUCUUGUUUCCUACUCUAAGAUGAUACAACUAUUUUCCCAUUGGAUAUCUGCAUCUUUCGUAAUAUUCCAAGGUCGGUCUUUAUAAAGUGAAACAGCUUUCUUGAGUUGCAUUCAUCUGCGCAGGGUAAAAAGCUUGGAAAUCACCAAUACACCUUUUAUUUACUUUAUUUAGUGUAUCUUGCUUUUUCUCCAUUCAUUUAAAACACAUUUAUUGGUUUUGGUUUUUGUAAAAUCAAGUAACAGACAUUUUCUCAUUUUCAACUUUGUUUCUAUUUAUGUUUUCUGUAAUUUUUAAGCAUGGUGUUGAAGAAACUCAAAUUUUCAUAUUGCUUGGGCAGAAAAAAAUACUGAUUCCAAAAGCGGACUAUAUUAGAGGCAUAUUGUUUUCUCUGUAUUCACCUGAUGUUUUAAAUCUUUUAUGAAUCAGAAUGGCCUUCAUAAAUUCGUUUAAUUGAAGUCAUCUACUUGUAACAGGACAGAUACACAACUAUUUAAGGUUUACAAAUUACAUCUUUGAUAAGGGAAAUGGUUUCGUGAGAUGUAUACAAUUGCUAUUAAAAUGUAACUAUAUUCUAUAUGAUUGUAAAUAUUUUAUACAACAUACAAAUAAAAUAUUUUUCUAUUACA